Rhagoletis pomonella (apple maggot) is the source of this 3815-nucleotide messenger RNA. RefSeq names its product protein sine oculis. The record is from RefSeq and is a predicted model, not a curated record. Gene Ontology annotation, cellular component: nucleus; transcription regulator complex. Gene Ontology annotation, molecular function: DNA-binding transcription factor activity, RNA polymerase II-specific; RNA polymerase II cis-regulatory region sequence-specific DNA binding. The transcript has 7 exons. The coding region runs from base 1287 to 2741 and encodes 484 amino acids. Gene Ontology annotation, biological process: regulation of transcription by RNA polymerase II. NCBI's taxonomy places the organism in Eukaryota, Metazoa, Arthropoda, Insecta, Diptera, Tephritidae.
UGGUGGUGGUGUCGCAUACGUCAACGGCAACCGGGGCAAGCCACAAUAAUACCAACAACCAUAAUAAUAAUUACAUGGGAGCGCUGAGCACCACACGUUUGCUACGGAGCAGCAUAGAGCUGGCGGAAGAUACUCGCACCAGUUAUGGGAUACACAGAAAACCAGCAGAUACAUUUAACGAAUUCAGUUUUUCGUACUCCGUCUUGGCGUGUGGUUCAUUCGGGCGUUGAACGUUUUAUUUACGGUGGCGUUUCGACUGAGCGCAUUCGUUCGGAGGAUAUACAGAAACGCGCGUGCGAGAACCGAAAUACACCGUCGGUGCAAAAUAAAAAGGAGUAAAAAAACCCUGACGAAUGAUAAUUUCGAAGUGUAGUUUAGUGUUAGAUCAAAAAUAAACAAACAAAAAAUUCAAAUAAAAAGUAUUAAAUAGCAUAAAAACGGAUACGCUACCGUUUGGCGACACCGCUCAGUCUGGCCAAAAACAAGGCAUGGAAAAUUGUGGUGAAACUUUAACCAACUUUUAAGUUUUCGGAUCUUAAAUAACUUCUGCGAUUUACAAAAUAUUUACUGCAAAUUGUUUUAUUUCAAUUUUAUACUGUUUUGCUUGUGUCUAACGCGCACCUAAGCGAUUUCGAGUGACGUUAGCAUACCUCAUUAUUUUUGUUGUUUUUUUCUUAUUGUUGUUUCAUCGUCGGACACUUUUGGCAUCUGCCGCUGCUUCGCUGAUCGUGUCAAUUCGAAAUUACGGUAUAUUUCCUCUGUCGCAAUUAAUUGUUUCUUAAAAUACAUACGUUCAUAUGUACCAUAUAGUACUUAUACAUACAUAUGCAGGCAUCAAUGGAUAUAAAAAAAUAAAUUUUUGCGAAUAAAAAUAACACUAAGGAAAGGAGUGUGGAGUGGGUGAAUAACUUAAAUUUUCAAAAUUUGAAGAGCGCAGACAGUAGUGAAAACACUUUCAAAGGACUGUUCGCUAACCCGAAAAGAUUAAUCAUAACUAAAGUGCAAUUACACAGCUGGACUCAUAUUAUCUUGGAACUUUAAGUUUUAUCAACAAAUAACUCUUUUGGAUUUAAUUCUUAUACAGAAAAUAAGAUUCUUUAGCAGCGCCAGCUCUACAAAAAACCACAAUAAUGCACUGCAUCAAUCGUUAACUGCAUAACCGCUAAAAAUGUGUUAAAGUAUUUAAAUUUUCAAAAAAUAAAAUCAAAAUCAAAAAGUCUGAUUUAAAAGUAAUAAAUUUAAAUUAAAAAAAGGCGCACACACACACACACUAAGCAAAAAAAAAAAUGCUGCAACAUACCGCCACAGAUUUCUAUGACUUGGCCGCCGCCAAUGCUGCUGUGCUGAGUGCGCGUCAAACGCCACCCUAUAGUCCGACGGGUUUAAUCGGCACAGCCGGACCGGGUCUCAGCAAUAAUAACAACAACAGUACAAGCAAUAAUAAUUUGGAUAUGUUGGGGCACAAUGGCAGCCUUAUUGGUUCAGGCGGUGGAAUUGGUGGUAGCAUUGGACAUAUCGGCAAUGGCAAUGGCGGUAGCAAUGGACGUGAAACUUUGCCCAGUUUUGGAUUCACGCAAGAGCAGGUGGCUUGUGUUUGUGAGGUCCUUCAACAGGCUGGCAACAUCGAAAGACUGGGGCGAUUUCUUUGGUCCCUGCCGCAAUGUGAUAAACUGCAAUUGAAUGAGUCUGUGCUGAAAGCAAAGGCCGUUGUUGCAUUCCAUCGUGGACAAUAUAAGGAAUUAUAUCGUCUACUCGAGCAUCAUCAAUUCUCACCACAUAAUCAUGCGAAAUUGCAAGCGCUGUGGUUGAAAGCGCAUUAUGUGGAAGCCGAAAAACUGCGCGGAAGACCUUUAGGUGCUGUUGGCAAAUAUCGUGUCCGCCGCAAAUUUCCACUGCCACGCACAAUUUGGGAUGGUGAAGAGACGAGUUACUGCUUCAAGGAGAAAUCUCGAUCUGUAUUAAGAGACUGGUACGCACAUAAUCCAUAUCCUUCCCCGCGUGAGAAACGUGAAUUAGCAGAGGCUACAGGACUGACAACCACGCAGGUUUCCAAUUGGUUUAAGAAUCGCAGACAAAGAGAUCGCGCCGCUGAGCAUAAAGAUGGCGCAUCGGACAAACAACACUUGGAUUCAUCCAGCGAUUCAGAGAUGGAAAGUUCUUUGCUACAGCAAACGCACAUAGCAACCAAUAAUAAUCAUCACCAUCAAGCGCAUCAACACCAAUCGCCCCAUCACCAGCAUCCCGCUGCGCAUGCGCAAUCACAUCAGCCACAAUCACAGCAACAGCAAGCGCAACAAUUAUCCCCGACAGCGACGCUCAAUAAUCACCAUCAUCAUCAUCACCAUCACCACCAUGCCGCCGCAGCCGCUGCAGCUGCAGCAGCAGUUGCCGCACAAUUACCGCAAUCGCAUCACACCAGUGCAGCGACGAGUAUGGAACAAACGCAUCAUCAGCACCCGCACAGCUUAAACGCCACACAAUUAGUGGGUCUCUCGCCCACCUCUGUUAGCUCAGGUGGAGGUACGAGUGGCGGCGGCACACUUAGUUCAGCAGCUGUUGCAGCAGCAGCCGCUGCCGCUGCAUCGUCCACGAGUAGUAAAAAUGGUAAUAAUGCUGCUGCAGCAGCAGCCGCAGCGGCUGCGGCUGGACAAAUGGCGCCACUAUCGGUCGCAUAUCCGCACCUGCACAGCGUCAUGGGUUCGAUACCCAUCUACGAUAUGAGCGAAUAUCAGCAUUUAUGAUUCUAGUUGGAAACAUCGGCAGAGUGGAUGACCAACGCAGCAGUGGCGGCGGCUGCGGCGGGGGUCACUCAGCGCACAGCAGUAAAUUCAGAAUCGGAUGCAAGUUCGGCGACGACGGUGACGUCAGCAGCUGCGGCAGCUGCAGCAGCGGCGGCUAUGCGGCAAGAGUUGCAACAAACGACGAAUUUUUACUAUUAAGUGCUUCGGCUAUAACUACAUAGCAGGUACAUAGAUAAAUGGCGGAGGUCACCAGUGAUACGAAAGUUAAUUGCCACCCCAAAAUAAGAGUGUGCGCUUAGAGCUUUGCGUGCUGUACUGACAAAUAGAAUUUUAUUGACAAGCGGAACAGCUGUUUACUUGCAGUUUACUAACAGAAUGGUCCGAAACGCCGUCGAAAUUUUGGCCACUAUCCCUGUACGAUGUGAACUGCGCGCAGAAAAGUUAAACAAUUUGAAGUUUCAAGAGGAAAACCUAGAUUCCGACUCUUAUGUACAUACUAUGUAUUUCGUAUUCUGUAUGGUAAAAAAAGAAAGUUGCAUGAAUUUUGUUGGCAAUAUAUCCAAAAAAAUUUAGUAGAUACAAACAAAUUGCAAAUGCAUGCAUCCAUGCAUAGCAAGUAAAUGUAAGAAGAUAUCAUAAUAUGAAGCAACAUGAAAAACUGAAUUUACGAAUAUAAAAUGUGUAAAUGUUAGCACUACACACAAUUGAAAAGCUGUAAAAAUACAUAAUUAGGGUAUUCCCAGAAAGUAUGACAAAAAACAGCACAAACUUCGAAAGUAAGCUUUUUUUCAGCUGUCAAAACAUGUACGAAAACUAUUUUACAGAAACAAGUUUUUCGAGUUAAAUGGAAUCACCCAACUGUUUAUGAAUUUAAAUAAAAGAUGUAUUAUAAGCUAUUAAACAAACAUACGAGGACAUAACGUACCUAUGCUGUACGAGUGGCAUAAUCCAAAAAAAAAAAAUGUCCACAAAGUCUGCAGAAAUGAUCGCAACCUUUUCUUCUAUGUUGUGUAAAAAUUGCAUAGCUGUAUCGAUAAAUCAUUAAAAAAAAAAUGUCUUCUUUUUACAAUUGGA